AUGGAGAAAAUUGCAGGCGCAAAUGGCUCGACAUUAAUAGUCUCAAUAUUGUUGCCAUUAUCAUAUGUUUCUCUAGUCCAAUUGUUCGAUUACAACGGAACGAAUCGAAACGAGGAAAAAUCGAUUCGAAAGCGAUUUUUUGGCGCAAUUUUAAGCAAUUUAGCGUCGAUUUCGAUCACAUAUUACUAUUUGAAAGAUGAGGUUUCUUCGCCAUUUUUGGAAAUGGGCAUCCGAUUUGAUCAUAUUGGAGAAGCGAUUUCCUAUCCGAUGACACUUGGAUUUUCGUUGUACUUUGGACAAUUCGUCAUGAUGUACAUUGAUCGAACGAUUCAUUAUUAUUUUGACAUUGACGAAUGGAAACGCUCGUUUCGCUCAUUGCAAUGGAUUCGUGACAUUAUCGUGGGUCCCAUCACCGAAGAGAUCGCGUUUCGAUGCUGCUCGGCGGUUCUGAUGAAUCGGUGUCUCGGCGCGAAAUGGACGUUGUUCUGCGCUCCGCUGCCGUUCGCCAUCUCGCAUUUCCAUCACAUCUUCGAUGAUCAACGACGAGGUCACUCAUUGGCGCAUUCAAUUUUGCAGAGAACUUUCCAAUUCUGCUACACAUUCGUUUUUGGCCUAUUCGUGACCCAUUUGAUGUUGACGACUCGUCAUUUCAUUGUUCCGAUUGUUGCUCAUAUGAUUUGCAAUUCGCAAGGACUACCACUGUAUUGGGCAGUUGGCAACUACCCAAAUCGUCGCGACAGGUUUAUUCUGUACAUUUCGUACACGGCCGGCCUUUUGCUUUGCAUUUAUCAACUCAAAUCUCAGCACGGCAUGCCGACGCCCAAUUUUUAA
Messenger RNA from Caenorhabditis bovis, 831 nucleotides. Lineage: Eukaryota; Metazoa; Nematoda; Chromadorea; Rhabditida; Rhabditidae. The record is from the annotation of a GenBank genome assembly.